Anastrepha ludens (Mexican fruit fly) is the source of this 693-nucleotide messenger RNA. Its product is annotated as putative nuclease HARBI1. The transcript is spliced from 2 exons. The coding region runs from base 185 to 577 and encodes 130 amino acids. Lineage: Eukaryota; Metazoa; Arthropoda; Insecta; Diptera; Tephritidae. The record is from RefSeq and is a predicted model, not a curated record.
UAAUUUUUUAUCAGCUGAUACAACAAAUCAAAAUAAAAGAAAAAGCGGUUGUAUUGAAAUUCUUUGUUAACUACAUUUUUAAAAGUUAAAAAAAGUAUUUUUUGUGAAAAUGAGUACAACGGACUUGUGGUUCGACGAUUCAUCUCAAUGCGAAUAAUGUAAAUUUUAGGUUUAUGAUCAUACAAUGAAAAUAACUUAUAUAAAUACGAAAAAUCCAGGAGCUACCCAUGAUUCUAUGACUUUCAACAUGUCGCCAUUGAAAGCGCAUUUAGCGGAGCAACAUCUCAAUGACCGUCGCAAUACUUGGCUCCUCGGUGAUGCUGGAUACGCUCUAAAACCAUAUUUAAUGACGGCGUUCAGAAACUCUGAGGAAGGGUCUCCAAAAAGGACAUCCAACAAACAACAUGCUAAAGCGAGAAGUAUCAUUGAGAAAACAAUUGGAGUCUUGAGAAACCGAUUUAGAUGUUUGUUGCAGGCAAGAGGUCUCCACUAUUCUCCAAAAAAAGCAACACAAAUUAUUAAUGUGUGUCCAGCUUUGUACAACAGUUGUCUGCUUUACAAUGUUAAACUUCCGUGAAGAGUUGUCCGUUGAGACCCUCAACGAUGAUGCUGGAGAUUUUGAAGUGGAGUCAAAUAACGGAGAAGCAGAAAACAUAAGAAAUGUAAUUCUUAGAAUAUUAUGGAAAAAACUAA